Molecule: messenger RNA, 1695 nt
Organism: Fusarium keratoplasticum
Lineage: Eukaryota; Fungi; Ascomycota; Sordariomycetes; Hypocreales; Nectriaceae
Product: Fungal-trans domain-containing protein
Exons: 3
Coding region: 1-1695 (564 amino acids)
Biological process (GO): DNA-templated transcription
Cellular component (GO): nucleus
Molecular function (GO): zinc ion binding; DNA binding
Source: RefSeq, a predicted model, not a curated record
AUGAGUCUGGAUUCGUUAUGUGACAUCCUCAACAAGACAGGCCCGUCUCAGCAACCUAACUUCAAGGCCGGCAACUUGAACACGUCUACAGGUGCACCGUCCUACGUCAGCAGCACCCACUGGGUCGCCAUUCUCGACAGCAUCUCUGAGAUGAAGAAUGAAGUCCAAUCAGAGAGCGAUAACCCGUCACCAAAUUCUGAUGAUAGCCCUGCCAGGGAUCCAGUCGAGAAACCUGCACUUCUCUUUGGACAUCAAGAGAACAUUUCGAGGGAAGAUGUCCUUGCUGCCAUGCCACCUAGGCCUGUGGUAGACCGUUUGGUAUCUGAGUACUUUACUGACCUCGAUAUGAUGCCACAUAUCGCAUGUCUUCAUACACCAACCUUUUUCCGACAGUAUGAGAACUUUUGGUCCAACCCUGACAGCGCUUCCAUCAUGUGGCUGGGGUUCUUGUACUCCAUGAUGUGUCUAUCAGCACAUUUCAGCCCAGCAAACAUGCUGGCUGAACCUGAUGUAGAAAACACCCAGAUGCGCACCGCAAGACCUCUUUACAUCGAUCAAGUGGUCCAGUGUCUGUCCCUGGCAGAUUACAGUCGAGGAGGCCCGUACGUCAUCGAGACCCUUCUACACUACUUCACCAUCGAACACAUCAGACGGCCAGACACUGAAGUUGACACUUGGUUGGUUCUGGGUGUCAUUCUACGUCUUGCCUUGCGGAUGGGAUAUCAUCGGGAUCCAGCACAAUUCCCCAAGCUGAGCCCCAUUGAGUGCGAGAUUCGAAGACGAGUGUGGGCAACUUUAUACAUCUCAGAUAUCAUGGUGUCGAUGCAAAUCGGAGUACCGAAAAUGGUCCAAGAGGGUCAAUGGGACACUCGCGAUCCUUUGAACCUCAGCGAUGAGGACUUUGACGAAGACACCAUCGAACUUCCACCCUCCAGAGGCGACGAUCAACAAACGCCCGUCUUCUUCAUCAUAGCGAGGUACAAGAUGGCAAAAGUGAUGGGCGUCAUGGCUGACAUUAUAAACGCUACCCAGUACGACCCGGUCAAGGCUGCCGGAGCCGCCGGGUUACUCAAAGCCACCUACGAUUCCCUUCCCUUGGUCCUCAAGCUGGGGUCUGGUGGGCCUAACGACCAUCCCCGAACUAUCAUGCACCGUUACGUCUUGGCCAUUCAGCUACAUCAAGCGGAGAUGCUUGUUCAUCUUCGUUGCAUGGCGACGCCGCCUCAACAAGACGAUUUUGCUCGGCCGGACAGUUCUCUCAACAUCUUGUUGAAUGCAGCUCUCAAACUUCUGGAGUAUAGAGGUUUGCUCGACCAGGUGGCACAACCAGGUGGACCGCUGUGGCUAGUGAGAUGGAAGCUGUCAUCUACUCUUACCCACGAGUUUCUCUUAGCUACAGUGGUUCUGUCCAAGGCUCUAUUCUCGACACUGGGACCUCAUCCGCUCGUUCAAGCAGGAACAGACAUGAAAGUCCGUAUCCUGUCAACACUCAGAAAGACUCAUGAGCUUUGGCUCCGGUCCAAAAAUCGAUCAAGUGAGGCGAGACGAGCAGCGGACCUGUUGACGUCUCUGUUCCACGCUCUUGAUCCAACUCCUAGCAUGGAACCAACCAACCCAGAUGGGUCCGUUAUAGACUUGGAGACAUACCUCGGCUUGAACUUGGAUGGCUUGUUGCCUGGGUGGUUUUUGGAUUAA